AUGAUCUGUUCACGCUGUCUCUCCCGUCGCCCAUUCUCCCACCUCUCCACCCAAUCCCGCACUUUCACAAGCACACCCCUCCUUCUCUCAGUCCCUCCAACAUCGACCCCCUCCUCUCCUCGAACCGUUUCUCCUCCCACCGCCACAUCCACCGGCGCCGCGCAACCCUUCUCCACUCCUUUAUCUCCCUCUCCUGCCGCCCUAGGCAUCUCUUCCUCUCCUUCCCAUAAGAAACCAGCUCCAAUACCAACGUCUAGUAUCCCCGCUGGCACAAUAUUAAAAGGAUUAAAUUAUCUCAAAGGACGGGAUGAUCCAGUCGCAUUGAAAGAGGAAGAAUAUCCAGAAUGGUUAUGGAAGUGUUUGGAUGAGAAGAAGCUGGUAGAGGGAACUGGGGAUGCGGGUGGUGAUGAGUUUUCCAAAUCCAAAAAACUCCGCCGCGCAGCCGCAAAAGCCCGUCGCAAAGCAGAAGAACGCGCUCUCUUAUCUGGAGACACCUCGCUGCUCGAAGUCAAGGUUCCCUUCCAACAACAAUCGAUUGAUUUACCUACAUCUGGGGAAGAAGCGCUAGAUCAGAGAGCGGAAUUGGUUAGGGCGAUGAGGAAGGAGAGAAGGGCGAAGAUUAAGGAGGGCAAUUAUUUGAAGGGUAUGUAG
Molecule: messenger RNA, 651 nt
Organism: Sclerotinia sclerotiorum 1980 UF-70
Lineage: Eukaryota; Fungi; Ascomycota; Leotiomycetes; Helotiales; Sclerotiniaceae
Exons: 2
Coding region: 1-651 (216 amino acids)
Cellular component (GO): mitochondrial large ribosomal subunit
Molecular function (GO): structural constituent of ribosome
Source: RefSeq, a predicted model, not a curated record